AUGCUGGCAUUGGCGUUAAGUUUAGCUUUAGUUGCUACUGCUGCUGGCGUGGAGCAGCAGCCGCUUUAUCCACCGCAGCACACUACACAGCGCAUUGUGGGCGGCGAGGAUGCCAGCGAGGGCAUGGCGCCGUAUCAAAUCUCAUUGCAGGGCGCCAAGAGUGGUCUCCACUCUUGCGGUGGUGCCAUCAUAGCUGAGCAAUGGCUGCUUACAGCUGCGCAUUGCAUACACGGCAAGUCGCCAAGCGCCUUUCGUGUGCUCACAGGCACACAGGACCUACAGCAGAACGUCUCCAAGUACUACUAUGUGGACAGAAUACUGGAGCACUGCGACUAUGAGCCGCGUCGCUAUCGCAAUGACAUUGCGCUGCUGCAUCUCAAUGAGUCCAUUGUCUUUAACAAUGCCACACAGCCCGUGGAGUUGAGUCAUACGCCGCUUGCAGCUGGAGAUUGGCUGCUGCUCACAGGCUGGGGCACGCUCUCCUUGGGCGGUGAAGUGCCCGCCAAGCUGCAGAAGCUGCAGGUGGAGUAUGUGCCCUUUGAGCAGUGCCGGGAAGCGCAUGCGAACAGCAGCAAUGUGGACAUUGGACAUGUUUGCACCUACAAUGAUAAAGGGCGUGGCGCUUGUCAUGGAGAUUCUGGUGGUCCGCUGGUGCAUGACGGGAAGCUGGUUGCUUUGGUUAAUUGGGGCAUGCCCUGCGCCAAGGGCAAACCAGAUGCUAGUGCAAGCAUAGCCUAUUAUCAUGACUUUAUACGCACACACAUGAGUUUGUUUGAAACGGAUAAUGAUGAAGUGGAGGAUUUGCUGAAGGACAAAAUGGCAGACAAUGGCAAGGCGCAUUGCCAUUGAGAGCAAAGCUUGAAAGGCUUUCUCAUCAAAUAGAAAAACUUAAUAUAAUACAUAUAUGAUGAUUUUAG
Molecule: messenger RNA, 917 nt
Organism: Drosophila busckii
Lineage: Eukaryota; Metazoa; Arthropoda; Insecta; Diptera; Drosophilidae
Product: chymotrypsin-2
Exons: 1
Coding region: 1-849 (282 amino acids)
Biological process (GO): proteolysis
Molecular function (GO): serine-type endopeptidase activity
Source: RefSeq, a predicted model, not a curated record